UUCUGAUCGGCUUGCGCCUUAUCGAGGCCAAAACGCUCCACCGCGGCCCCGGCGACGAGCGCCAUCCCUCAUCCAUCUUCCUCCCUCCUUCCCCCUCCUCUCUUCUUGCUCCUUCCCUGAGCUUUUGCUCGUCGCUUCCCUCUCCCCCCGUUUCCUGGCCCUGUGCCCGCGCGUGUGUGCCAUGUCCUACUACAACCGCCCCCCUCCGACAUUCACCAUGUCGGACAUGCUGCCGGCCCUGCCGCACGCAGCUGAUCCCUCGACCCAGUCGGCCGAUCCUCCACCUCCUGAGCCGGAGCUCCCCACUGGCACUGUUGUUCUGCUGGAGUACAUUGACCGCCGCGUCCAGGUGGAGCUUGUCACUGGAGAGAUCUACCUCGGUGUCCUUCGGACUUUUGACCAGUUUUCCAACUUGGUCCUGACCGACGUGCAGGACCGCAUCCUCGGAGAUAUCCCCGUUCAGCCGGCCGACCCGGCUGCCCCGCGUGUUCGCCGCCAAAUCAUCGACAGUGAAGUCCUUGAGGGGGCCAUCACCAUCCAUGGCGAGUCGCUCUCCUGCAUCUCUCUGCUUUCGGAUGAGAUUGUUCCUGGUCGCCAUGCUGCGCCAGCCCCCGCCACCACCAGCUCCGCCACCGCCGCGUCUGCCGCCGCCGCCGCCGCCGCCGGUCCGACCGCUCCUGCCGCUGGUGGCGCUCCCGGCUUCCCGGCCGGUGGGCCUCCGUCGCCCGGCGGCGGCUUCAUCACCUUCAGCAACAGCGGCCUGCGUGGCAGCACGCACUCCAGGCCACCCGCCGGGAGCUCCGGGCGCCGUGGGGAUCGCCAGCAGCAGCAGCAGCAGCAGCAGCAGCACCGUGGUGACAGCGGUCGGAGCAAUGCUGGUGGUCGCGGCCGGAACAAUGGUGGUAACCACGAUCGUCCUCGCCAUUCGUCCCAGUCCCCGCCACAAGAGUUGGCCGACUUUGAGGAUGCCGGCCACCAGUAG
This is a messenger RNA of Fonticula alba, 982 nucleotides long. RefSeq lists its product as hypothetical. NCBI's taxonomy places the organism in Eukaryota, Rotosphaerida, Fonticulaceae. The record is from RefSeq and is a predicted model, not a curated record. Gene Ontology annotation, molecular function: RNA binding. The coding region runs from base 182 to 982 and encodes 266 amino acids. The transcript has 4 exons.